Molecule: messenger RNA, 3836 nt
Organism: Cherax quadricarinatus
Lineage: Eukaryota; Metazoa; Arthropoda; Malacostraca; Decapoda; Parastacidae
Source: RefSeq, a predicted model, not a curated record
GUAAUUACCUUGUUCCUGAUCCCCACACUCCAUUAUCACUCUCUGCCCAUUCAAAUUUCUGUGAAUAUCUUUCACAUUCGUAUCAUGUCUCCUCUCUGGUUCGUCUUUCUUUUGAGAUCAUCAGGCUCAGUUCUUUUUUUUUUUCCGUCCUUUAUCGUAGGUCACUCCUCUCAGCUCUGGGAUCAGUGUUAUUGUCUGGGUUUACCUGGGUUUCGGUGGUUAAUUGAGUUUAUAGCCUAUCGACUUCAUAACUAUCAUGGGACUGCAUAUAACCUGUCCACCACUAAUUAAUUCUUAAAAUGAGGAUUAAAUUCUCAGUGUACAUACACUGGCAGUAACCUCUCAGUGUACAUACACUGAACCACAUAUACGUCCUUGUAUAUGUGCAUGAGUGCAUAGUGGGUAUUUGUUUAUGAGGUAAUCUGGGGUGCUGCCGCCAGGUGGCAGGUAUAUGUUUAUGAGAUAGUGUGGGGUGCUGCCGCCAGGUGGCAGUGGAAGCAACCAGAGGUACCUGUGGUGAAGGCAACUCACUUGAGAGUGGAGACUCGCGGAGGAAACAUGAGUGAGGCGGCUCCAGUGCAGCCUACGUCAGUUCCGCGAUCUGUGGCGCCGGCGGGCGGUGAGUGAGAGUCGUGUACUUGCUGGUGAUGGGUAGGGCCGAGCGUCGGAGUGCGUGAUGCUGGCGCAGGAAGCACAAGUCCCCGGUAGGGACAAUGUGGUGCGGCUCACUUACUCUGCCGGCCCCUCCACCUCCUCCUCCAAAGAGGACCUCAAGGAGAAGAGACCCGAUCUCACCCAGCAGAGCCAGAUAGAUGAACAGCGGCGUCUAGAGGAGCUUAUGGACCGAGCUCAGCUGAAUGCCGGCAAGGAGGCCCUCAGACAGCUCCUCAAAGAGAGAAAAGUUAAAAAGAAAAAGAAAACCUCAUGUUUAACAUUGCUGAAACUGUAUCUUACCAUCCUGUCAGGUCUGAUGAUCAUAGGAGGCCUCUUCACCUUGUUAUUCCUGGUGCCUAUGAUCAUUGACCCAGCGCUAGCCACUCUCAGCUACGAAUUCCAACCUACGCCCGUCCUCUGCAUGACCACUUUCGCUGAGCUGGUAGUUGGCAUUAAAAACAUAUCUUGGUGUUCGUGUACUGAGGGCUGCACCAAGGACAUAUACAAUUGCUCGCAAAUCACAGUGGUGUACAGAAACUGUGUCGUGCGAAACGAGUCUGAAACCGUAGUGGCCUCAAUGGAUGGGGAGUGUGAAGUGGGUGGGAACAGUUCGCUAACAGUUGAGGAGACCCACAACGUUACCACCUACAUUGACCCCGCUCACUGGGACGUGCUAAACGCCUCGUUAUUUAUAAAUGUUAAAGGCUGUGGCUACCCUCCCGCGGUCAACUGUUCCAUAUUUUACCAGUAUUUCGGAAAGCCAGGCCGCAGGUUCUGGUGUUACUACAGCAGACGGGAUCCUUUCGUCGUUAUGCCCGACUUUGACCCCGACCUGGCCGGCAACCAGCUGGCUAUGUCCCUGGGCUGGACCAUCGGGGCUCAGGUGGGAGGAGUGCUGGUCAUCAUGAUCCUUCACUGCCCCUACAUCGCCUUCAUCAAGAACUUGUAUCGGAAGCGCCCUACGUUACUUUCCAAGUCAGCUGGUAACAAAGGCAACACCAGCUCCACUACUAAUCUGGUCACCAGUUGGAAGGAUAAGGACAAGCCCAGACAGCCAGUGUUCCAGAGGGACUGGUACGACGUCCACACCUGAGCCAGUCACAGGCGCCUCCCAACGUUGAAUUAGUAUUAUUAUAUGCAAGGGAGGAAGCGCUUUUCCCGUGUGCGUCAUGUAGCGCCUGGGUAAUGGGAGGUAAUCAGGUUUGAUCCGUGUAAGGGAGGAGAGUAGUAGCUCCUAUCCGCUGGAACGAAGCUGGUAUCACUCUCUUCUAGGCAUGAAUCUCGUCAGAGCUUCUUGUGUAAACCACCUCCCCUGCCCCUGGUAAAUUCUACCAAUAGUAUAUAUAUAUAUCUCCAGAAGAACACAAUCCGCCACCGGAACCUCGUACCAAUGAAGUCUUCCACAGGAGGGCCAUUGGUACCUCCCACUGGCUGGAAUGCCCACUGGAGUCAUUCACUGAAAUUACUAUACUGUUGACCUACCCAUCAUAACAACAGUGUGAUAUCUCUCAUAUCCAGUGGAUCUCAUCCAAACAGCUUAGAUAUGGAUCACCUGGUGUUUCAUCCAAGGUGUUACACUCUGAUCCACUCUCCCCCCCCCCCCCUUCACUCCCCAAAACACCACACACGACAUGGUUUCCUGUCUAUCAGUGAGACCUAAAAGCAGGUCUGGUAAUGUAACCUAGUCAAGCUGAAAGAGGAGGUAAAAAAGAUCAGGCUGGAACAACAGUUGCUUGAAAGAAUAACUCAGAACAACAGCAGAGGAGGUGAAACGAGAAUCGAGAAUCAGGAACGAAUAGCAACAAUCAAUAUUUACGAUAAACAGAAGCCAGUAACUGCUGAAUGGAAGAAAAGGAAGAUAGAACAACCCCUGUGGACAGACACACCUGUGGAAACACAUGUAAGGUUCCUCAAGGUCGUCCUGCCUCUGUACCUGAACACUCCCUAAAAGUGUGAUGAAACACACAUUAGGGCGCAAACAAAUAGUAUAUCAAGUUACCGGACCCCGUGGCGCAAAAUAUGUUUAUUUUAAGAGGCAUUCUGACGGGUUUAACCUAGGAAAAAAAUGGGUUUCGUCGCUGGAAAUUAGGUUACGUGACUGAAGACAAGGUUACGUGACUGAAGACAAGGUUACGUGACUGAAGACAAGGUUACGUGACUGAAGACAAGGUUACGUGACUGAAGACAAGGUUACGUGACUGAAGACAAGGUUACGUGACUGAAGACAAGGUUACGUGACUGAAGACAAGGUUACGUGACUGAAGACAAGGUUACGUGACUGAAGACAAGGUUACGUGACUGAAAACAAGGUUACGUGACUGAAAACUAGGUUACGUGCUGGCAAUUUCUGAGGCAGUGUCGUUAAGUGAUCUGCUGUAGGUACCAUGAAAAUACCAGCGAUGCAGCAAUACAGUACAGCACGGCAGCACUGCGUCAUUGUUGCGAGGGGCGGCGAGGCUGUCAUUAAACAGAAAACAUUUUCAUAGAACUAUCGAACCAGCAUAGGUGACUUGUGACCAGAGCCUUCACACGGUGCGGCUAGGGAGGGAAUCUCAUGUUCUACGGCUCUCGGAGUGAUGCAUCUCCUGGCCCCACCCCACUGUAGGCUGGUUCCAGAGUCUCCGGAGUGAGAAGUGUCUGCUGGAACGCCUGUGUAAAGGAACGCCUGUGUGAAGGAACACCAAGAGAAUAAAAACACUAGGACACACGUCAAGGAGCGACAGUCUUGAGACAGAAACUACUUAAGAUUAGCGUAAAGAAAACAUUUGCACAUCUUAAACUAAGACGAAGACAAGAAGGGACCAUCCCAGGCUCUCGGUCAUGGCAAGUCGGGGGCGAUACAUCACUCUCUCCAGUGUACAACUACGCUACCUCCCCCUUAGACCAGCUAAACCUUAGGGGGGGCUUAGCAUAUUCUUGGGGAAGCACUUAAUCCGCAAGGGGAGACGGCGCAAAUCCACUCCCAAGGAAAAAUGAGCUCCAUUUUCAUGGAUAAAGAGCUCUUCAGCCAUGUCUUCAGACAAGGACUCUGUCACUCACUGUAGCAUUACAUUGGGGGAAGCGCUAAACUCGUAAUAGGGUAUACAGCGCUUGGGGAAUGGAAGGUAAUCAGGCUUGAUCCUAGGAAGCAGCGUAGAUGGGUCCCUCAUUAAUUCACACAAGAUGCCAAAUGUAAUUUUUAA